GUCCCUGCGGUGUCAGCGAGGGGAGCUGCAGCCGGUGCGUUGUAUAUCGACUCCACCAGAUAAUUUUGAGGCUGCCCCGAUUGUCUGCUGCUGCUGUCCACACCAUGAAACAAAAACGAUGGUGCCUUCCACAGCCUUCUUUGUACUGAUAAAACAGUACAAAGUCGUCGUCGAAUGGAACUUUAUUCGAUCACCGUGGACCGAGUAUUAGAUGUAAGCGUUUGGAUGUCGCUGUACGCUGAACUGUGUUUACGAAGAGCAGUUUGUUGUCCCGUGUGGAUUUGACGUCUAUGUGGAUGUACAUGAAAAACCAAGUGAAAGAGAUUGCCAUUAUUGUCCUGGAAGAUGGAGUGCUUCGUUGACAUGGAGAAGUACCAGCAAACUUCUUAAACUACUUCAAAGAGUUUUCAUCAAAAAAAAUCCUCCACGUGCAGCAAUGACAGCUUUGCAGAUCCUUGGCAUUCUAGCUGUCAGUUUGUCCAGAUACUCAGGUUUGACAUCACAUCAGAGAACAUACUACUCUGAGUUGGUUUGCCCUAUUGUUGGAGCUUCCUUCUAGCUGCUCUUCUUCAGAUCUGCCUCAAAAUGGAUGCUUUGGUGAAUCCUGAGCUCAGAGAAGAUUUAAAUGACUGUCCGAUCAAGGUUGAAAACCUUGCAAAGCAAGUCAUAUUCAAAGGCCUUGCCCCUAGGGUCAUAUUGUCAAACCAUUUUCUGCCCAAGGGAACCAAGGCGAAGGUAAACCUUGAGGAACAGGGUCGACAGAAGGUCUCCUUCAGCUUUGCACAGACUAAAAAAACACGUCAGAAUGUAUUUCUGCCCCCACCAAGCUCAGAAAAAUCUACAAGUGAACAUUCUUUACUGCAAGCUGGGACCUUACCCACUUCUGAUAUAGCAGCACAAAGUGAUGAAACCAAGAAUGUGGACACACAUUCUCCUGCAUUGUGUGAGUCCAAGGCAACACACCUCUCAGUAUCUUUCCCACUCAAAUCAAAACAAGAUCUUGGAAAGUUGCAUUUUAAGAAACAGAUUCUCAGUGUGACUGUUGUUGAUGAUAACGCCAUUGUCAGCACUACGUCAGCAGAUAUUUCAAUCCCAGUGAUCCCAUCGGAGUCAGACAAAAUUAGAUCUUCAGCCAAGGUUGAAACUGAAUCCUCAUUGCAACAGUCUCACAAGAACUCAAUAAUUGAUAGUUCCUCUGAAAAAUAUCUCAAAGAGGAAAAACCUCAGGAGAAAUUGGACUCAUGCCUUAAGGGUCCUGUUUCUUCCCAUAUUGGGAAGGAAGAUGCAGAUUGUUCCAUAUUUUCGGACCAUGAGGACUGCAGAAAAUCCCAGCCUCGAUCAGACAGCACUCUCCAAGGUUCAGAGUCUGAUGGUGAUUCAAUCCGGACAUCUUCUAGCCAAAAGUCUAGUGGUUGCAAAAAUUUUGUUAAAAAAGAAUGCCAGAGUAAAGAAACCAAAAGAUCCUAUAAUUCUAAAACGGAGGAGUCACAAAAAUCAAGGUCUGAUAGGAAAGAUGAUGACAAUUGGUCUAGUCGUUCAAAGUCUGAACGUGACUCCAGGCACAUUUCAUCGAGAUCUUCUCGUUCUGACAGAGACAGAAGAAGGACCAGAAGUCGGUCACGUUCUAGAUCUCGAGGCAAUCAAACUAGUUCUUACUCCAGAUCUGAGAGAUCAAGGAGUGUGAGACAGUCAAGGGUAGAUAGAUCACAUUACCAUGAUUCUGAGAGGAGGUUCCAUAGAAUUUCUCCACAUCGUGAAAGGAGAAACUUGCGAACUCGAACCGACGGCUGGUCUCGUGAUAGCUCUGACUCAGAGGAUGACCACAGGUGGACAAGGAAUCGAGGUAGUGACUCAAGUAGAUCCUCCACUUACUCUUGCUUACAAAAAGACUCAAAAUCAUCCACUCACUCCAAAUUCCACAGGGACUCAAAGCCCACAGAUUGUUCUCGUGUCAGAGAACAAUUAGAGUCAGACAAAAGAUCACAGCAUUCAAAAUCAGAACGAUCUACUGGACGAUCUGGUGACACGGAAUCCAAUAAAAAGAGCUCUCCUGAAGCAGAGACUGUUAACACGAAACCCAGUGCCCACUCAAAAUCGUACAUUAAUGCUAAAAUCUCUAAUUCCAACUCUGCUACCUCAUCACGAACAUUAGAGAAAAAGGUCCAGAAAAACAGUGGCAGCUCUGACUCUGAUGAGGAAGAUAGAAGAAAAUCUCAAACACAUGUGUCAGAUAGGUCAUCUGGAUCUGGUACUUUGUCCUACAGAAAAACAGAUUCAACAUAUCAAAAGAAUUUAAAUAAAGUAACUGGAACAGAUAGACAAUCAACAGACAGAUUAAGUAAUAACACAAAACAGUCACAGUUAGUCUCCAGUCAAGUUGUUCCUCAAAGGGAAUGCAGCAGAGUUGAUUCUGAACCUUUGUGUGAUAACAGUUCUCAGCCUACUUCUAAACACAGUUCUCAACAAAUGCAUGAAGAUUGGCACAAACUCAGUUUGGUCAAAACUCAACAAACUCAGCAUCAACAUCCAAACCAAGAACUUUGUAGCUUUGGGAAGUCCACAAAUGGCCCUGAGAGUCACAAGACAGUCGAGACAUUGAAGGAAUCAAGUUAUUUGACUAGUAGAAGUCUGAAAGUUGGAAGUUCCACUGAGAUUGAUCCACCUGUAAAGCAAAGUGAUGCUCUGACAGAAGAACAGACUGAACCAUUUUGUGCAGGCCACACUCCUGGUCAGGAUUCUGUAGAAUCACUGGCUGACUCUCUUUCUGUGAAAGAAUUAGCACCUGGAGGAUUCUUGAAAUUAAACACUAAAUUAGAUGGGUCAUCGUUAAUCAUUAGUAAAAUCAAAACACCUGUCACACCAAGUCUUGAAUAUUGUGAAAAAGAUCCUAAGCAGCUCAAUGUGAAGCCUGAACAACCUAAUAGUGGGAAUGUGAAAAAGGAUGGUAGUUCUAAAAAAUCACGAUGGGACAUUGUUGGUCAUGAUGCUUCAGAAUCAAAAUCUGAUGAUCAAAGCUCUAAGAAAACUUUGAGUCCAGAGGUUACCUCUUUAAAAAAGUUAAUCUCAGAGAAGAAAAUUGAGUUCAGCAAUGAUACAAACCCUGAUGAAUCAUAUACACAGAAACCGGACUCUGAGGUACACUCCAAAAAAUCUGUAGAACACAAAAGAGACCUGACUUCUGUAGAAUUGAGUGGAAAAAUAAUUUCUCAGCCAUCUGACCUUGGAACCCAACAUAAUCAUGAUGAACAUACUGUCAAACCGCUUGUAAAUCAGACUGUUGAAAUUACUCAGUCAAAAAGUGUCCUUGUUGCUUGUGAUCACCUUAAAUGCAGUUCUAUUAAUGAGCAGAUCAGCAGCGUAGACAAACCUAAGCCUAAAACUCGCAACCCUGGUUCCUUAAACCUUCAUGGUAAAUUCCGCAGCGAGGAUAGUGAGAGUGAAGAUUCUGACUCUGAUUCAGAUGAUGGACAGGCCUCCUUAAAGCGGUUGCACUCUGUGGUCAUUGUGCCAAAAAAUUCAACCAUCGCUAUUGAGACUGAAGUUACUGAACCGUCUCCCGGGGUCUCAGUAUUCCUUGGCCAACAAGAGUCAAUUGUUCAAAUGGUUGGUACAGAUGAGGGCAUCAAGAGGGAAUUUGCUUACGGUUUUAACUUUCAGUCAAAGCUUGAGAAGUCAUCCGCUGCACUCUUCAAGGUCGGUGAACAAACUUCCAUGCAAAGUAAAGAUGUUAAAUGUCAAUCUACUUGCUCUGCCAAUGUGUCCUACCAAUCGCAGAGCAACAUGAUUGACAGCACCAGCCAUUCAGAAGCCACCUAUUAUCCUCAUGUGGGCAAUUACUGGAGUGCCCAAGAAAGACCAAAUGUCUGUGCACAGUUGAACCAAGCCUCUGUUCAGAAUUUGGAGAAGCCAUGCAGGAAAUCUGAAUCGGCUCACCAUCAGUACCUUGAUGGAAUAGAUAGUUGGAACAGAAGGAAAGGACGUAAGCAACUGUAUGGGGACUUUGAUGAAUUCAGUGGUGGGAAGGGUUUUAACUUAGUCUUUAACCAGUCAGAACAGCCCAGCACUACAUUUCAGCAACCGGACAGCAGUCACGGCACUGAACGCCUCCUACAGCCAGGAAUUAUUUCUGUUGAGAGCAUUCACGGACAAGGUACAUGGGCUCAGCCUAUGAUCUCUAAUGUCAGCAGACCAUUCAACACAUAUGUGCCUUUUCAGUAUCAUGAUUCAGUAAACCAGAUCCACCCAGACUCGCUGACCAAUGACCAUGAUGAGGACAGUCAGGGAAGGUUGAUGGGUAUUAAACGACAAUAUUUCCCUCCAGGGUCAACCCCAUUUGUUCAAGCCCAUGAGAUUAAUAGCAAUGGCUGCUUUAACACAGAGAGUCAAAACAUAUUUGAAGCUCCUAGAGAAGAGAAUCAAAAGUCUCAUAGAGGAAGGGGCCCUCCCAAGAAGAGACAUCAAGAGUUUGAAUCAGAAUCGGAUAAUGAGGCAGAGGUUGGUCUAACCAGUAAAAGGGAGUGUUUGGAUGAGACCUCAAGGGGUGCAAAAACUCAAGAUGCACGCCGGCCACUGCUCAGUCUAAAAGACUUCCUGGACCCAUAUGUGUGGAGGGAAAAGGCAAAGCAGAAAAAAAUGCCACCCUACUUUGACCUCAUUGAAGAGAAUUUGUAUCUGACAGAACGCAAGAAGAAUAAAUCUCAUCGAGACAUCAAACGCAUGCAGUGCGAAUGUGCUAUUCUUUCUAGAGAAGAGCGAGCCCGAGGGAUAAUGGCAUGUGGAGAGGACUGCCUCAAUCGCCUGCUUAUGAUUGAAUGCUCUUCCCGGUGUUUAAAUGGAGCAUACUGCUGCAACCGACGCUUCCAAAUGAAACAGCAUGCAGACUUUGAGGUAAUUUUGACGGAGAGCAAAGGCUGGGGCUUACGAUCAGCCAAAGACCUACAGGCGAAUACGUUUGUUUUAGAAUACUGUGGAGAAGUUUUGGAUCACCGGGAAUUUAAGGCACGGGUGAAGGAGUAUGCUCGAAACAAGAACAUUCACUAUUAUUUCAUGGCUUUGAAGAAUAAUGAGAUCAUUGAUGCCACACUGAAAGGAAACUGUUCCCGUUUCAUGAAUCACAGCUGUGAACCCAACUGUGAGACUCAGAAAUGGACUGUGAAUGGCCAGCUCAGAGUUGGCUUUUUCACCACCAAAGCUGUGCCAGCCAGGACAGAGCUUACGUUUGAUUAUCAGUUCCAGAGAUAUGGGAAAGAGGCCCAGAAAUGUUUCUGUGGGGCUCCUAGCUGUCGUGGGUUAAUUGGUGGGGAGACUCGGGUCAGUGUGCGAGCUGCAGGUGGGAAGAAACAGAAAGAACGUUCACGGAAAAAAGACACUGACAGUGGCCUUACCACGUUGGAUGAGGAGCUGGAGGCUCUGCAGGAGAAUGGAGAAGGCUUAUUUGGAGAGAAAGAUGUUAUAUCACUCUGCAGGCUCAUGGUGCGAGUGGAGACAAUGGAGCAACGACUCACCUGCCUUAAACUCCUCAAGACAACCCAGAAUCCCUUGUGCCUGAAGCAGUUUUUGGAUCACCACGGCCUCUCACUGCUGUGGAUAUUUAUGGUUGAACUUUCUGAGGCCAAGAGCAACUCUGUAAACCAUGUUAAACUGCAGCUAGAGAUAAUGAAUGCACUGGCUGUCCUGCCCAUUUCUACAAAAAAUAUGCUGGAGGAGAGCCGUGUGCUGCAGUUUAUCCAGCGCUGGGCUCAGAGCCGGCCACUAAGCCAACCUGCAGAACAGGAUGGCUACUCCAGUGAGAGCACCUCACGUGCCCAAACUCCCCUAAACACCCCUGAUGUUCCACCUGCUAAGCUGGCCACUGAGAUGGACAAAGACACUCCCAAGCGGGCAGGCUACCAUAGAUUGAAGAUAAUCAGUGAGAACAGUCUGGACAGUGCCCUCUCUGAUGCCAGUAAGGCUUCAGAUGGAAAAGAGGAGGAGGAUGAAGAAGUGGAAGAGAUGGAGGAAGAGUCUUCACAGUUAGAACCCACAAUUGAAAGGUCAGUGAAGGUGGAAAGCAUUAAAGCACCUGCUGAGAUUCAAACUGAGGUUGAGCCCAUGUUAAAGGAGGAAACCCCUGAGGCUGUAGAACUCACUCUUUCAAAGCCCGAAGCAAUGGUUGGUGAGGAAGAGGCACUCAAAACACAAGAACCUGAAGAACUGUUGGAAGAGCCCAAGAGCCAGGAGCUGGUGGGAGAUCCCAAGAGCCAGGAGCUGGUGGGACAGCCCAAGAGCCAGGAGCUGGUGGGAGAGCCCGAGUGCCAGGAGCUGGUGGGAGAGCCCGAGAGCCAGGAGCUGGUGGUAGAGCCCGAGAGCCAGGAGCUGGUGGUAGAGCCCGAGAGCCAGGAGCUGGUGGUAGAGCCCGACCGCCAGGAGCUGAUGGUAGAGCCCGAGAGCCAGGAGCUGGUGGUAGAGCCCGACCGCCAGGAGCUGGUGGUAGAGCCCGACCGCCAGGAGCUGGUGGUAGAGCCCGACCGCAAGGAGCUGGUGGUAGAGCCCGACCGCCAGGAGCUGGUGGUAGAGCCCGAGAGCCAGCAGCGGGUGGGAGAGCCCGAGAGCCAGGAGCGGGUGGGAGAGCCCGAGAGCCAGGAGCGGGUGGAAGAGCCCGAGAGCCAGGAGCGGGUGGGAGAGACCGAGAGCCAGGAGCGGGUGGGAGAGCCCGAGAGCCAGGAGCUGGUGGGAGAGCCGGAGAGUGAGAAGCUGUCUAUGAAACCAGAGUUCCAGACAGUGACAAUGGGAAAACACUCUGAGGUCAGAGAUAUUAAAAUAAUGGAGGACAUUAGUAAUGCAGAUGUAGUUACUGAGGUCCAGGUAGAGAAUGCAUCUUCUGAACAAUGCAGCUCAGCAAAGAACACAAGUAGCACCAAUGCAGAGAUGACACCCACACAAUCAGAAGUUAUAAUGGAGAGCAUAUCCUCUGGAACCACACCUGUUGCCAAAGAGAGCACAUCCACAGAAUCUCCAGCUGUCUCUGUGGAGACCACUCCAUCUGGUUCUGCUGCUGUUUCUACAGAAAAUACAUCAUCACAGGCUGGCAUAGCUGCUGGUUCUGCUGACGCUUUAGCCAUGGGAACUUUGGCUGUUCCAACAGAGGGCACUGCAGUGGGGACGCCCUCACAAGAUGAGGAGGAGGCGGUUUCUGAUGUAGAGAGUGAGCGGAGUCAGGAGCCACCAAUCCGGGCUUCUGAUAUCAGUGACAUGGCUGCCCGUCUAUUGGACAGCUGGAAAGACUUGAAGGAGGUUUACAGGAUACCAAAGAAGAGCCAGGUUGAAAAAGAGUCAAAUGAUCGCAGUCGAGAUCGGGAAGCAGUGAUGAACCCUUGGACACCUUCAAGCAGUCGAGAGAGAGAACGAGAAAGAGAGAGGGAGCGUGAUCGAGAAUGGGACCGUGAUAGAGACUGGGAGCGUGAGCUGGAUUGGGACCGUGAGCGAGAUGGAGAGAGAUCAACCCUUCGUAGUGCAGAUAGGAAAAGACGACGAGGCUCUACCUCUCCUCUGCCGCCUUUAGCAUAUGAGUGGAGCAACCGCAGAAAUGAUGACCGUUAUGAACAGGCCAACAGCAGCAAGAAGAAACUACACACCAAAGAGCCUCGUAACAAGCUUUCCACAGAGGAGCGACGAAAGCUCUUUGAGCAGGAAGUGGCUCAGCGUGAGGUCCAGAAACAUCACCAGCAGCAACAACUGCAGACACUUGCAUUCAACCCUCUGGUCUACACUUCCAGUCCAAGCUUUAUGAAUUACCCACCUGGGUACCCUAUCCAGUCUUACGUGGAUCCCACCAAUCCAAACGUGGGCAAAGUGCUCCUGCCCACACCUGCUGUAGAGCCUCUCUGUGCCACCUCAGUUGCUGGUGGUGCUGCUGUUAACUUUGAACAAAUACCUACUCAGCCUAUCAUAUCAGAUCUUGGUCUAGCCUCACCAUCCUCCACCACCCAGGCCGGACCUACCUCCAGUUUGGCACACAUCCCUGCUGCUCUGGAGCUUUCAUCAGGCACACAGACACAGCAUUUUGUUCAGCCAGCUGUGCCUGCACAGGACAUGAGUGUAGCCAUCCUAUCCAUGCCUGCGCAAACAGCCAGUCCACAGGUCCAGAGUCAGCAGGGUUACACCACGCUCUGGGACCCCAACACACAGCAGGCUGUCACAGUGCAGACGCAGCCUACCCAGCAGUAUUCCACCAUCGCACAGCCUCAGACUGCCAUCUACUACCAGGGCCAGCCCUGCCAGACCAUCUAUAGUAUUCCUGCAGGCUACCCACAGACCAACACACCUGUCAUUCAGACAUACACUGAGCCAGCCGCCAGCUUCUUGCAUGGCCAGCCGGUGUACACGGCUCAUCAGCAGGGUGUGGUUGUGCAGCAGGGAGGCACGGUCACCACAAUUGUCACAUCUCAAACAGUUCAACAGGAAAUGAUCGUACCCAACAGCAUCAUUGACCUGCCACCCCCCUCUCCACCCAAACCUAAAACCAUUAUCCUACCUCCCAGCUGGAAGGUGGCACGAGACCCAGAGGGCAGAAUCUAUUACUUCCACAUUAUCACCAGGCAAACACAGUGGGAUCCUCCCAGCUGGGACGGGGCUGCAGAGGAGGCCAGUUUGGAACACGAGGCUGAGAUGGACCUAGGGACGCCCACGUAUGAUGAAAAUCCCUCAAAGUUCUCUACAAAGACGGCUGAGGCAGACACAUCCAGUGAGCUAGCCAAAAAAAGCAAAGAAGUCUUCCGCAAGGAGAUGUCACAGUUUAUUGUGCAAUGCCUUAAUCCAUUCCGCAAACCAGAUUGCAAGCUGGGCCGAAUCAGUAACACAGAUGACUUCAAACAUCUGGCUAGGAAGCUGACUCACGGGGUGAUGAACAAAGAACUUAAGUCUUGCAAGAACCCUGAAGAUCUCGAAUGCAAUGAGAAUGUCAAACAUAAGACCAAGGAGUACAUCAAGAAGUACAUGCAAAAAUUUGGCUCUGUGUAUCGGCCCAAGGAAGACACAGAGCUGGACUAAAUAGCCUAAACCCAGGAACCUCCCGACACUACCGGCUCUGAGCGGCUGGCCCGAACAGUUUGUGUCACAUCCUACAGGAUGACACCAGUGCAAGUCUGAGCUGUCCUGCACAGGGAUGGUUUUAUGAUGAGAGAUGCCUCGCACCCCAGCCCACAAGCAAACAGGAAACGGCUGUGGUUAGAAACAUAAAGGACACACCAAGGGUGCUACACAGACUCCUUACCAGAUUUCAUGAUCUUUUUAGUCUCUUUAACAAAGUCUUCUCAAAAUUACUUUUAAGGCAAUGCAUUCAGUCUCAUCACCUUGAUAAGGAGGAUCAUCUUCAACUCCAUUAUAGUUAAUAGUUGUGUGUGAGAUGACUCGUAAAGAAGGAGAAAAAGAAUGGACUAUUAAAAUCUUUUUCCCCUGCCACCCCACUCUGUUACUGUAGUUGUGUUACCAAGGGCUUUUUGGAAGAUUUUCUGCUCUACUGAUGGUCCAGAUCCUCACUCAUAUGGGUCAAGGAUGAUAGAGGGCCAUGAACUUCUAGUUUGGCAGUUAAGAAACAUGCUAAGGGUUAUGUAAUGUCUCAGAAGUGAACCUAUAGUUGAGUCUUUAUUCUCCUUAUCCAACUACCCAGAUAAGUAGUCAUCUUCUACUUGGACUCACUGGCCAGGAGUCAUCAUGCUCAGCAUUGUUUUUAUGUUUUUUGUCUAUCAAAUAGAAUUACAUGGAAGUGUGUGCAGGUCUGUAAUCUAACCCUGUUUUGUCUAGGUCUGUUUCUCCUCUUGACUUGGGAAAUGGUUAUGUAGCAAUUAUAUUUUAUUAAGGUUUUUCACACUGUUUUUACAUUAGCAUUUUUUAUUCAUGUCGCAAAGGCAAAUGUGAAGCCCUCCAGACAAUUUGUAGCUUAUUUCUGUGGCCCCCAUGUGAGAAUUGAUCAGGUUUACUGUCCCAUAAACUCUCGCCAUUAAUCAACUCACCCCACCUCAUUAACCCGCAUUAAAUCUGUUUCCAAAACAUGUAUUAUAUUGAAUUAUAUGUGAAUAUAUUGAGAGUUCGUUUUUGUGACCAUUAGCAGAGAUUUUGUAAAAGAACUGUGGGGGUCCACGAUUUCUUGUGUACAUAUGUGUAAUUAAACCAAGCUGGAAAAUGGGAUUAGAUGGACGUGAAUAUAUCAUAGUCCUCCUUCCCAUCAGCGUGGCUCCAGUGUUCCUACAGUAAGCAGGAUUCCACACACUCCCACUGCUCUGUAUGUUGGUUUGGUUUUAAUGGUGGGGGUGUCAUUAACUUUUGUCUUUUUGCUUUCUCUGUUGAAAGAUUGGGAUAUUUUUUUUUAUGUACAAAUAGGAGUCUCACCCCACUCCACUGUAAGUACUGUGCAAGCACAUUGUCAAACUGAGUGUAAAAACAUUUUAAUAUAAAAACUGU
Messenger RNA from Xyrauchen texanus (razorback sucker), 10437 nucleotides. RefSeq names its product histone-lysine N-methyltransferase SETD2-like. Lineage: Eukaryota; Metazoa; Chordata; Actinopteri; Cypriniformes; Catostomidae. The coding region runs from base 586 to 9027 and encodes 2813 amino acids. Gene Ontology annotation, biological process: regulation of DNA-templated transcription. The record is from RefSeq and is a predicted model, not a curated record. Gene Ontology annotation, cellular component: chromosome; nucleus. Gene Ontology annotation, molecular function: protein binding; histone H3K36 methyltransferase activity. The transcript has 23 exons.